Molecule: messenger RNA, 2675 nt
Organism: Pocillopora meandrina
Lineage: Eukaryota; Metazoa; Cnidaria; Anthozoa; Scleractinia; Pocilloporidae
Source: the annotation of a GenBank genome assembly
AUGGUUCUUAAGUUCAAAUCAGUGCAAUAUGUUAUCAUCUUUACAAUUUACUUAUUGGACGAAUUUCAUCAGACUUCCCCUCAGAAUGAGACUGAAUAUAAAACAAUCUCGUCGUCUAAAUCCAUCGAGGAACCAGGAAAAUCAACAGCUGUAUCAGCAAAGCAGAACAGUUCCGGCAACAACAAUGAAUCAAUAUUUUUAACUUUGCUGCCUCAAAACAACUUAAGUGUGCAAUCAACACAUACAGUGCUUCAAGUGAAUUCAACGCCGAUACCAACUUUGGAUCCACAGACAAAUUCAAUUGUACAAUCGACAACAUUACCUCUUCAACACAAUUUAACCGUUCAACCCACAGCCACGACUAAAGCGGUACAAAAUCCCUCUGAAGAACAAACAAAAUCAACCGCAAAUGCCACAACUCAAGUGACUUCAACGCCGAUACCAACUUCGGAUCCGCAGACAAAUUCAAUUGAACAAUCGACAACAUUACCUCUUCAACACAAUUUAACCGUUCAACCCACAGCCACGACUAAAGCGGUGCAAAAUCCCUCAGAAGAACAAACAAAAUCAACCGCAAACGCAACAACUCAAGUGACUUCAAUGCCGAUACCACCAUGGGUACCACAACCGAUAACUUACUCACCAUCAAACACAGGUAUCGACCUAUGAUUUAUUUCAUUUAACAUUUGCUAUUCAGUUAGGUAUUCGAGUGACUUAAAACUCAAUUCAUGCUCACAGCUAAUAAUACUCUCAUAAUUAAACUGGUUCAAGGUCUAACUACACUGCGGAUGAUGAAGUCAUGAUUUAACUUGCAGAUUCUAUCGUACUAAGAAAGUGGUCAUGAAGCUUCUACGAGCAUCUUUUAAUGGCUUUUUAAAACGUCUUAAGACAUUUUUUGCGAAGUUGGCACUGGGGCCGUAUUGAGAGAGUUAUCUCCUACUGACAGUUAUCAGUACUCACGUUACUGUCCAGUUUUACCUAAAAAAAAAAAAGAUCCAAGGCAAUGGAAACACUUUUCCUAGCAAGAUAUCGCGCAGAAGUCCCCCCUCUAAUAACGUUUCUAUUUAUAAAAGUAGACUGGCGAAGGCUUCCAAAAGGGAUAAAUGAUAACGUUUUAGCGUUUAAAAAUUAUGAAAAAUUACGUGGGGAGAAAGUUUCACGGGUGUGAUAAACUGAUAUCAUUAUAAGAAGCGGGCACGUUCGCGAUUCGAAUUUCAAUGCGCUGACUUCAACCAUAUGUCUUGAGCCAUUAUCGGUGAAACACGUGUAUAUGAAAAUUGCUGAUUUAUCUCUGCUCCAUAGCGGGUGUGCGAUUUGCCUUUCGGAGGAAACAGUACAAUUUUGACCUCAAUCUCCUGAACAAAGACUCGGAAGUUUAUAUAAACUUCGAGACGGAGCUCUUUUACGAGGUAAGGCAAUCCCUUAACAGUUCAUCAUGUAACGUGAUGUAAAGUAAAAAUGUAUCAAUAGAGUUUCACGCUGGGAUUCCUCGCUUCACUUUUGUUUUACUAUUCCCUCACAUAUGUCGACCAGCAGUAAACGUAGUCGACAAAUCCCAAUCAACACUACAACUUAUCGUUGUACUUCACCUCUAUGAACAACCAAAACCGUAGUAUCGAUGUAAAGAAAGAGUGGUUGAAGAGUCUGUUUAAGAGAGGACCGGGCAGGCGUGACACAUGCCAUCUUACCGAUUUCUUUCAAACUUUCACAGUUUAUGAGGGUCACUAAGUUAUUCAAGAAUCCAAAGUGGUUCGGACUCCCGGCUCAUCCCUGGGGUAUAAGAGCCCCCCAUUAAAUCCCUGGAGUAAAAGGCUAAAAUAAGCUCGAAAAAAUGCACUUCCAACGAAUCUCUCUCACGCUAACAGAAUGCGAUGGAUUUUAAUCUCAUUAUGUCCAAUGGUUGCUUGAACCUUGGGGAAACAAUUCCUUAAAGUUGAGGUAAUUUGAUAUAACUUCUACCAAUUUAGAGCAGUUGAUCAUUAACUGUGUCACGCAAUGGGCAAUAUUGUAUGUUGACAAAUAUACCAUCACAGGAAAGACCUAUCUUAACACGACGUUUGUGGGCAAAACAAUUUUUGGCCUCUGUAAAAGAUUAGUGAUCACUUCCCUCUGAAAUACGUGACCUCUGACGUUAAUUUAUGCAAUUUUUGGUCAUAAACUGAUGUUUAUUCAUUCAAUUUCAAUUUGAGAAUGGGACCGCCGACGCUAGUUUUCGUGGUACUUAUAUCUGAAAACGACAGAUGUAUAGCUGCCGAGCUAAAGAGUCACUUAUCAUAGAAAUUCUGUAACGCUGAAACAAUCUAUUGGAAAAAAUGAUCUAUAAAUGUAUGUAUAUAUCAUACAUUGAACAUUACAGGAUUGAGUAAUGGACGUCGUCAGUUCAUAGCGACGUUUGACGAUGUUUGGUGAUAAACAUUAGUUUGUUAGUCAAUUAGUGGUGAAAGUCCUUCGGUAUGAAAAAAGUCUGUAGCUAAAACUUUACUCAGGAGGGCUGACUGUCUAUCAUCUUCACUUGAUUCGAAGGCUGAGGAGAGAAAUAUGCUUCGGAGGUCUUAAAGCUAAAUGGCUCUACCAUAACAUUUCUCCGUAACUGCCACAAACCACUUACAACUAGUAACACUCCGGAUGAGAAGGAGCCAGCGACUGGUUUUGCCGUUAUUCCAUUCAGGGUGUAA